CUUUGGCUCUCAAGAUAUAAUAUAUUCUCUUUAAGUUAUAGAUAUAAAUUUGCUCUUCUUAACAGUUUCUCGAUCUCUUCUCACAAAUGGAGUCUCUGCAGUAUGGUUUGGAUCAAGGCAUGGAGAUUUUCAACGAUGAGCUUAUGAUCAUGUCGUUUUUGGAAGAUGAAUCGCCUGUCGAAAACCAUAGUAGCGUUAACGAAGAGGAAGAAGAGAAAUUAAACCGAGUCAUUAGAUCGCUAGAAGUUGAGAUCAACAUGAAUUCUCCGACGACGACCAUAGAAUCUCGGAAAACGGAUCUUCAACAGACAAAAUCCGGUCUUGAAGAUGAUUUCGGGUGGCUUAACGACUUUGAUAUUGGUGUGCUUUCGUCGCAAAAUGAUGAUGAGAUGAUGAAUUGGUGUACGGAACUUUCUUACAUGGAUAGUGUUGAGAUUGAAGGUGGUGAUUAUUAUUCUCAUAUUAACUAUGGACUUGCAUUUGAGGAACCAACUCUUUCUCUUUGGCAAGAGAAUAAUGAUGUAGUUAUGUAUUGAUUGAUUUUGUGAAUUCAUAAUAUAACAAAGGCUGUUUCAUAUCAGUUAAUUAACCUUUUACGUUCCUGUAUGUUGUAUGUAUUCGUAAAUGUUAUCUUAAUUAUUAAUUUAAUACAGAAAUAUAUUAUUA
This is a messenger RNA of Eutrema salsugineum, 666 nucleotides long. RefSeq lists its product as uncharacterized. The transcript has a single exon. The coding region runs from base 87 to 536 and encodes 149 amino acids. Lineage: Eukaryota; Viridiplantae; Streptophyta; Magnoliopsida; Brassicales; Brassicaceae. The record is from RefSeq and is a predicted model, not a curated record.